AUAGGCUUUUUUGAGUUUGGGCAAGGACACAGGGGCCCCAUGAUCCCCUAUUGCCCGGGGGCCCCAUGAGUUGUCAGUCCGCCACUGUUCAUGAGCUUAGUAUAUGAGCUGGAACUCAAGGGCCUUGUGAGUACACACUAUUCUACAUGGAUGCUGGGACUUGUGCUGUUUAACCCCCUCAGAACUUAUGUAUAUAGUCAGUUGCUGGGUGUAAGCUAGAGGUGUUCAGAAGAGCAACUGUCCAUUAAGCUCUGCAUUUCUACAGAAGG
Messenger RNA from Staurois parvus, 269 nucleotides. The record is from the annotation of a GenBank genome assembly. NCBI's taxonomy places the organism in Eukaryota, Metazoa, Chordata, Amphibia, Anura, Ranidae.